AUGGUAUCGUAUCAGAGAGUCGUACGGAGACAAUUUUCUUCAAAUUGGUAGUUUUGUGGUGAUAUUAAAAUAAAAUGACACGGAAACUGAAAUUUCCAGGAGGAAAGGGUGAUGCUAUGAAGAAAAAGUCCGAAAUGGACAAUGCGGAUAAGAGGGGUAAAGAUAAAAAAAACGCUCACGGCCAUGAUGAGAAACAUGAUCACCACCCUCAGAAAGCGGCAACGAGUGCUGCCAGAAAACGAUGGAAUAUGCCAGCUAAGGUCUGGGAUUCCACUUUUGCAAACCUUCGAAUUCAGCUUAAUACAAUACACCGAUCCGGACCGAGGAAGUUUAAAAAGCCAAAAGGCAAGAUCAAUUAUUGUGUUAAAAAAUUAGACAAAAUGGCACGACCAGCGGAAGUGACGUAUGCGGUACGUCGAAAUGUUGCAGGAGAUAUGGAUUCAGCUUUAUGGAUGCCAGAAAGACUGGAUGGUCUGAGAUUUGAGAACAGUUUACCAGUCUCUCACAGUAUUCUGGGAACAGUAUCUGACUAUCUGGAGACCGCGGAUAACAGAAUCAUAGCUAUCGAGUUUCGAACCUACAACAAGCUUCCGGAUAUAAAACCAAAAGAAACCGGGUUUAGGACUCACAACCCAUCGUCAGAUUUAAAAGCCAGAAGACCUAUCUCUGGAACUAACAAGCAAAUUCCGGAAUUAAAUCCUAAAGCAACCGGAUUUCCAAAUUCCCGCAGUCCUCUACCCGAUAUAAAACCCCGACCAGCUAAAGGUGAUCCUGCUGAAAUGAACUGCCUAGUGAAGUGCAAAUUUGAUCAAGGAAAAGCUCUAAAGUACUGGGAGAACGAAAUUACAAAGGGACAUGAUCUAGGUGAAAAGAUUUCACUCAAAUGUAAGCGAUCUCAAGAUGACUUGAUUAUGGGAAAUCAUCCUUAUAAAGUAUUUAAAGGACAGAGGAGGGUGUUUGACGACCUAGAAAGCGCUUGGCAGUCUGAAUGUAGGGUAACGAAAUCAAACGGAUUUUGGAAACAGAGGGAGCAACUUGGAGAUACUCUUAGAGGGAUCCACAUGGCCCGAACUAAACAAGAACGUGGAAUAAAUCCCGAGCCAGAAGUCGUGUACAGAGCGGGCUCUGAUCGUCUAAAUGAUUGUAGUAUUCUUGAUCUCAGAAUCAAUGGCGGAAUGCCACCAAGAAAUGGACAAAUGCAUCCGAGCAGUUUUGAUAUUCACUGCCCAUCCGUUUACACAAUACCGGAAAUUGUCGUUACGGCUAUUAACGAGCCAACAAUUGAAAUAGGUCAACACGUGCUGAGCUGGAGUAAUCGGGAUUGUGAAGUUGAUGUAGAAUUAGGAAUCGUCACGUGCCCUGGUCAGGCGAAGAUGGGGAAUCUGGCAGUAAAGAAUAUCGGUGCCUGUGUAGUAAAAUUCGAACUUUUUAAAAUUCCAAAAACGGAUCAUUUCGAUUUUCCAAACCAGAUCGAUGUCAGGGAUUCUAUUUUCCUUGGUCAUUCAGAAGCUAUCGUUUUACCAAAGGAUUUCCAAAAUAUCUCGGCAAUAUUCCACAGCCACCGAGCUACCACUUGCUCAGAAAAAUGGCGAAUAGAGACGACACCUAGAUUAGCAAGGGACAUAACUCUUACGAUUUGGGGUAUAGCUAAAAAUCCCACGGAGCUCGGAGAAAAUGGCAAAGUCAUUGAAGAAGAGAUCAAAGCUAAAAUUCUGGAAAGUUUCAUUGAAAGUAUUUUGGAUGAUAUAAUAGAAAAGAUUUGCUGUAUCCCUCCACCAGCCAGAGCGGAAGGUUUUCCAGAUGACCUCGGAAAAUGUUUUCUGAAAACUCCCGUUGGUAAUGAUUUGUUUACAUUCGUUAAUCCAGGUUUAACCUACCACAGUGGAACAGUUUCUAAAAUAUUGGAAAUAACAGAAAUAUCACUUCCAGUAGUUACUUUCAUUUGGUCACUUCCGCUCAACGACAUAAGAUUAUCAAUGUGUGAUUUGCCGGAAGAAGUCAAAUUCAAAAACAACGUAGUUUCAAAGAAUGACGUUGCAAACGUUUUGAUGACGUUUGUUAACGAAUUACCUUAUGACGUAAAGUUACCAAUGGCAACUAGAAAAUACGACAUGUGUAAGAAACUGUUAGUGGAUGUUUGCAAUAAUAUUUGCGACACAGCUGCGCGGAUGAAAAAGGUUCAUGGAAUCACCUUGGAUAUGGAUUUUUCAAUUGAUGUAUCGAAAGAAGAAUUUUUACCGCCGCCGGCCCCAGUAGUUACCCAGCCUUCUAAAGGACAUAAAACUCCACCCAAAUCCCCUCCAAAAACACCUUCACGUGACAAGUCUAAAAAGAAACCUGUCCACAAGGUACAAGUACCAAAGAGUCCACCACCAGAAUCUGGUCCAGUCAGACUAGGUAAAAUUGCUCAAGGUAUUAAGACAGCCAAGAAAUCUCAAUAUAAGAACCGAGCUAAACCUAUCAUGUAUUUUAAAUACUUAGAAAAAUUAAAUCUCCACUCUUAUUUCAUAGUGAAAGAUUUUAUUGACAAAUUUGCAGAUUAUUUAUCAGAUUUACCCGAGGUUCCUGAGCUAAGAAUGUAGAUUACUACUAGGAUGUAGAUGUAAAUGUAGAGUGUAGAUUGCUAGACUUAGGAUGUCGAUCACUAAAUGUAGAAUGUAAAUUACAUAGCUUAGGGUGUGGAUUACUUAAAUUAAAAUUAGUAUUUGAAAUACGCGUGUAGAUUACUAUACUGAUGAUAUAGAUUACUAAAUGUAGAUUACUAAGCUUUGAGUGUAGAUUAUUAACUAAGAAUGUAGAUUGCUCAGCUAAAGAUUUAUAUUACUUAACUAACUAAAUAUAGAAGAUAUAUUACUUAAAAUGUAUGUUAAUUAACUAGAAAUAAAACUUACUUAUUGUAUAUUUUGUAGAUUAUAUAAAAUCUACAAUGUGUAUGAAAAUGUUAUAAAAUGUAAAUGAAGAUGUAAAUAUAUCAAUAAACUAUAAAAUAUCUAUAA
Messenger RNA from Lottia gigantea (owl limpet), 2996 nucleotides. RefSeq lists its product as hypothetical. The record is from RefSeq and is a predicted model, not a curated record. The transcript has 2 exons. The coding region runs from base 75 to 2582 and encodes 835 amino acids. NCBI's taxonomy places the organism in Eukaryota, Metazoa, Mollusca, Gastropoda, Lottiidae.